This is a messenger RNA of Clarias gariepinus (North African catfish), 951 nucleotides long. RefSeq lists its product as uncharacterized. The record is from RefSeq and is a predicted model, not a curated record. Lineage: Eukaryota; Metazoa; Chordata; Actinopteri; Siluriformes; Clariidae. The transcript has 5 exons. The coding region runs from base 89 to 541 and encodes 150 amino acids.
GUGUGUGCAGUGUGCUUAGGCUGGAGACACGUGUUUGGACACUACAGAGACGCCCUACUGAGAACACACUCACUCAGUCACUCACAGGAUGGGAUUCAGGCUGAGCUUCCUGCUCCUGGCUCUAGCCGCGGUUGUGGUGUUUGGCCAAAAGAAGCGCGUCGCUAAUAAAGAAUGGAGCUACCGUGAUGGAUCUGAGAAAGUGAGCAUGAGAGGAGUGGCGAAUUUGACUCAAGUCCUGGAUGACUGGAAGUUCGGUAUCCUGAGCCAGGUGAAGGACAUUCUCCAGAAAGACCACCAGAACGUGCUGCCUGAUUACGCCAGGAUCCAGCCUUUGUCUGAGGCUUUGGACGACUUGUACAAGGAGUUCAAUGCCUUGAAGAGCCACCUUGGCGAGCUGACGGAUAAGUUCACGGCCAUCGAGAGCUUCAUCGACGACCUGAAGAUAAACAAGGAGAAGGAGAAAGCCAACACCCCUGCGCCCGUCACUCCGGUGAGACGGAGGCUGAUCAAGACUCGUACUUCAGCUUCGUCAAGCUCCUGAGCGUCCAGAACUUUCCAUUAGAGCUGCAUCUUGUUACUGCAUGUUGCUGGGAAACAGGUAAUACACAAAAUGCUGAACUGCUGAAAUCCCCCAUGUUGUGGUUUCCAGGCCACAUAGCAAAGCGACCAUUUGUAAGAAAAAAGCAAAGUGUUUAUUAUACUAUUACGCUAGACCUAUAUGUAGAUAUACAAAGACAUAUAUACAAUAUAUAGAAUUAUAUAGAAUUAUAUAUUUUAUCAGCGGAUUGUAUUUGGAUUUGGUAAUCAGAACAUAUAUUAUUUCUAGCACAUGAGCUAAUGUAUUAGGACAUUAUUCUGCAUUUAUAUCUCUCUGAGCAUGAUAAAGUGGUGCUUCAUUUCUUUCGGCUCAUGAUCUGAUCUAAGCUAUGAAUAAAAUCUGAUGUUGAUGCA